Molecule: messenger RNA, 2198 nt
Organism: Periconia digitata
Lineage: Eukaryota; Fungi; Ascomycota; Dothideomycetes; Pleosporales; Periconiaceae
Source: the annotation of a GenBank genome assembly
CUGCCUCAAAACAAGAAGACAGAUAUCCCUACUCGAGCUAUAUAUAUAUAUACCAACAUAAGUAUCUUUUAAACACUUAAAAGAGAAAAACAUUAUUGCAAGGUGUAAGACUACGAAUCUAUCCUGACACAUUGGGAGCACUUGAGACUACUCAAGUAGUUAAUUAGUUCCAAGGGUAUCCAAGUACUCCACUAUUAGCUCAAACAUAUCUCUGUAUAUAAAAUAGCAUACUACUAUUAUCACAGUGAAAAUAAAACGGAAAUACCCAACGGUGAGCAGCAACCCUUGAGCGUAACGAAGUAAAGUGCACAUGUCGAGGCGCAAACCCUCGCGGCAGCUCAAAGCUGGCAGCCGCACCUCAACAUCUACCUAUCCCGCCGCGAGAUUGCAUCCACCUUUGACAUCUCUCCGCAACUACUGCUCUCCUCCUCCCCCAGGAGACAGUUUCUCAUUUAAUCUUGUGCUCACCAGAAAUAACUCUAGUACUCGCGAUCCCCCUCAACGUAACCACCAUGUUGGUCUCCGGCCGCGGCAGCAUUGCGCAUGUCCAGUACACGGGCGAAGAGGCGCCAGCAGAGAUUAAGAAAUUCCUCGACGACGUGGCUGCACACGAAGAUGAAUUCGAGAAAUGGGAGGCUCUGCUCAAUCGCGCCAUGGAGCUCGAGGGAGGUGUUAUGCGCAACUCCAGCCCCUCAUCCAUCGAGCUUGUCCGCAACGUCUACGACUGCUUCCUAGCCAAAUUCCCUCUCUUCUUUGGAUACUGGAAAAAGUAUGCUGAUUUCGAGUUCGCCAUCGGUGGCACGGAAACCGCUGAAAUGGUCUACGAGCGCGGUGUCUCCAGCGUAUCGAGCUCGGUCGACCUCUGGACCCACUACUGCUCCUUCAAGCUCGAUACCAGCCAUGACAAUGAUGUUCUAAGAGCUCUCUUCGAGCGUGGCGCAGAGUUCGUCGGUCUAGAUUACCAAAGUCAUCCUUUCUGGGACAAAUAUAUCGAGUUCGAGGAGCGGAUCAACGAGCCUUCCAACGUCACUGCACUCCAGCGCCGCGUUUUCCAGUUGACGCUCUACCAGUCUAGUAGAUACUACGAGAAGUUCCGCGGCCACAUAUCAACCCGACCCAUCGAAGAACUUGGCGAUGCAGAGUUACUGGAAACGGUGAAGACUGCGGUCGACAGAGAGAACGCUGGCUACGACCGCCCAGCCGCGGAGCUUGAUCGCCAGUUCAGGGCAAAGCUGGAUGCCCAUUACUACGAGAUUUACGGAGUUGUGCAGCAGGCCGUCACCGCGCGCUGGACAUACGAGAACGCUAUCAAGCGGGCCUAUUUCCACGUGACGGAGCUGGAGGAAGCUGACUUGGACAACUGGCGCAAAUACCUGGAUUUCGAGGAGAAGCAAGGCAACUUUCAGCGCGUCCAGUUCUUGUACGAGCGAUGCUUGGUGGCUUGCGCGCUCUACGAGGAGUUCUGGCUACGCUAUGCGCGUUGGCUGUUCGCCCAGGGCAAGGACGAGGACUGCCGUUUGGUCUACAUGCGAGCGAGCUGUAUCUUCGUCCCCAUCUCCCAGCCGGCAAUCCGCUUAAACUGGGCCCGUUUCGAGGAAAAGCUUGGCCGUGUACAGGUCGCCCACGACAUCCACUUGGCAAUUCUGGCUCAACUACCUGACCACGUCGAGACCAUCAUCUCUCUGGCCGGCGUCGAUCGUCGGAAUGAGGGCAACGAUGCCGCUGUUGCCACGCUGGAGACCUACAUCAGCCAUUCCAACGCUCAAGUUGGUGGCAUCCUUGCGGCGGAGCAAGCCCGAAUUCUCUGGCAAUGCAAAGGUUCAGUUGACGAAGCCCGGGCUUUGUUCAAGGCCAAGCAUGCGCAGUUCCUAGAGUCGAAACAUUUUUGGCUCAAGUAUCUGGAAUUCGAGGCAGCACAACCUGCCGUGGAUCAAGAGGAAGCUCAUGGCCGUGUCAAGGAAGUCCAUGAGUUGGUGCGUGCAAAAGGGCAGUUCUCUCCUGAAGCUUCCAAAGAGCUGUCAUACUACUACAUGGAGUAUCUGCUCAAUCGUGGAGGCAAGAAGGCCGCCGAGGAAUUUAUGCUUCUUGAUAAGGACGUCAACGGGUAUGUUAGCUCCGAAUCCUCUCCCCCAGCCCCCGUCGGCUCUAUACCUCACUCGGCAGCGAUGAAGAGCAGCAACAACAGACCGCACUGGUAG